CUAAGUCAGAGUCACGUGCGCGUGUUGAUGGGAACGCGUCGUCGGAGUCAAACUGCACUUGCAACAUGAACAGGUCCGCAACCGCCACAUCAGUCCACAUCAGAUUGAUCGAUGGUCCACUACAUUUGCGCCACAUUGGACGACCAGAUAUAAGAGAAGCAGAAAGCGGUCUUUCUUUCUUGUCCUCUUAGUUUUCUCCACUUCACCACAACACUCAGUCAGUGUAACAACUUCACCACCUAGCGUCAUGUCCCCUACCGGCGAGACAGGCACAUCAUCCACUCCACCGCGCGCUAACGCACCAGCUCAUGGUGCUAGUAAAAUAGAAUCUACCCCAAAUAGCCGUGGGGCUGCCGUCGUCAGCGAGAACAUCAGCCUGGUCGGUGUCAAGGUUAACAAAGUCCGCCCAUGGAUUCAGCGGGAUAUCGAGCAGGCUAAGGAGUGCAAGGCAGAUGCCAUGCUGCAAGCCCUCCUGCAGCACGCUUCUUCUACUCCGGAGACUAAACAGCCCGAGCUCCUGCAAAAGUGCCUCAAGGCAGUUCUGCCUGUUUGCAACGGACAGGUGUCCACUGCACUCGCAAAGUCUUCGGAUGUCGAGACAGCCCUAAAAGAAUACAUGAGUCCAGGAGACGAAAACCACUUCUACGGCCCUUUUAUAAGAGCCACUAAUAUCGCUCUCGCUUGUCUUGAAGAGAUCAAGGUUGACGGAAUGGGUGCUCCUGUCCCUGCCGUGGAUAUGAUCUGUCAGCAGAACGAUAUGCCCAUGCACCAAACCCACCAGACCGCAAAAUCAAUUCGGAAGCCCGACCUCGUCAUUCUUCCUUUGAAUAGUGCAUGCGCUCCCUUCGAGAAAAAGAAAAAGAAGAACAAGAACAAGGACGACGAGAAAGAUGACAAGAAGCGCAAUAAGAAGCGCAAGGCUCACAUGGAUACGAAUGCAACGAGAAAGACGCCAGGGAGGAAGAAAGGGAUUCAACCGCCACUGCCCUCUUCAUAUAAAGUGGAGGACUAUGUCCCUACCAAGCCAGAAUAUCUGCCGGUGGAUCAUCUUAAGUCUGAACGCCCCGCACCAGGCCCUUCGCAGACCCGUGCAACACAACCUGCGUCCGACACUGCACUUCUAUCUUCCGGCCUUACUGCUGCACAGCCUUCCCAGGGCGGGUCCAGCUCCAAGCGCAAGGCCGCGGACACCUUGGAAUCCGCUGCAAAAAAAUCCAAGAUGAACCCUGAUGACACGGACGCCGAACCAGAUGUCACCGUCCAGACGGGUCUGUACGCCGCCGAAAUGUUUGCGGCCAACCUUGCAGUCAAUUAUCUACUGAAUCUUAUCAUCGUUGACGAUGUAAUGUGGAUCUGGUAUUAUGAUCGACAAGGCACCAUUCAAAGCUCGGGCAUCAACUUCAUUCAAGAUCUCCCGCGAUUUAUGGUGCUGUUGUAUGCUCUACAACGAUUCAAGCUUGAGGAUUGGGUCGAAACAAGGACUUCCUCCCAGUUCAAGUUGAGGGGGAAACGGUGCCACGAAUUCAAAAUCACGGAUGAAGAACUUGGAGAGGUGGAUCUGCUGCUUCAUACUAGCGACGACGAAAGAGUGACACACUACGGACUACAAGGACGCGCCACCAAUGUGGUCCCUGUCACUAGCGAAGCGCUCGCCAAGAAAUACCCAAACAUCCAAGGUGGGAUGGUAGCCAAGAUCUUUUGGGGAGAGGUGAAUCGCAUUAGCGAGCCGAAAAUCUUGGACAAGGUCAAGGAGAUCGCCCAAGGUGCACGCCACCUCCGAGAAGCGCUCGGGGUUCCAGACCCCACCACAGGCAGUCGCGUGCUCUACAUCCUCAUAUUCCCCAAGCUCUACCCCAUCACGAAGCUUCAAAGACAAAGAGCUUUUCGUCGUCGUGCAGGUCACGUCACUCUGUGGAAGGAAGGGGUCUAUCAUCGAGAUGUCAGCCCUGGAAACAUGAUGUGGUACGAGAUAGACGGGAAGCUGAUGGGUGUCUUGAACGACUACGAUUUAUCUCGUUGGCGAAUGACCCAGGUCCUCGGGGGCAACGAGCGCACGGGCACGGUGCCGUUCAUGGCGCUCGAUCUUCUCACUGAAGAGGGUCAACGGGGCGAAGUCAAACACCUAUAUCGUCAUGAUCUGGAGUCGUUUGUGUGGUGCUUGGUUUGGAUUUCCCUGCGUUACGAGAACGGAGCCCUUCUACCAGCGGAAUCGCGACCCUUCGAUGAUAUGGGCGACUUUAGACGCCGUGACAUGUGGCGUGAAAAACGAUUCAAGGAUACCGAGAGCUGGGUUGCGCUCAGCACACCUCCCCGUGAGCCUUCACUGUGAUUUUCUUUACUUGUUACACUAAAUAUUGUUUUCCUGUAUUCCGAUACUUGUGUCAAAUCCCCGUGUGCGCCUAGUCUCCGGUAGGCGGACUGAGCAAAUAGAUAAAUGAUAGUGCAUAGUCACUCCUCAAUGAGGAGAAUUAAAAAAAUUGUGCGUCAGUUCAGUAUGCUGAACUGCGCCGAGAUAAACAAUGACAAUUCGACGAUAAUCAGAUACAAAUACAAAAUUAGUAGCAAAAAACGUUUCAGACACGCUGAACGC
Messenger RNA from Suillus subalutaceus, 2590 nucleotides. RefSeq lists its product as uncharacterized. NCBI's taxonomy places the organism in Eukaryota, Fungi, Basidiomycota, Agaricomycetes, Boletales, Suillaceae. The transcript has 9 exons. The coding region runs from base 248 to 2329 and encodes 693 amino acids. The record is from RefSeq and is a predicted model, not a curated record.